CCCACUCUCCACAUCCAUAUAUCGACACCAAACACUUCACCCUCCACUUUAGAAACCACCAAACAACCCACCUACAAUCCUCUUCAAUGGCUUCCUCCGCCGCCACGAUGGCGCUCUCCUCCCCCGCGCUCGCUGGCACUCCGGUGAAGCUGUCCCCCUCCCCGGCCUCAGGCGUCUUCAGCGAGGGCCGCGUCGCCAUGCGCAAGACGGGCGCCAAGCCCAGGAGCGUCUCCGGGGGCAGCCCCUGGUACGGCCCGGACCGCGUCAAGUACCUCGGCCCCUUCUCCGGCGAGCCCCCCUCCUACCUCACCGGCGAGUUCCCCGGCGACUACGGGUGGGACACCGCGGGGCUCUCCGCCGACCCCGAGACCUUCGCCAAGAACCGCGAGCUCGAGGUCAUCCACUGCAGGUGGGCGAUGCUGGGCGCCCUCGGGUGCGUGUUUCCGGAGCUGCUGGCGCGCAACGGGGUGAAGUUCGGGGAGGCGGUGUGGUUCAAGGCCGGGGCGCAGAUCUUCAGCGAGGGCGGUCUGGACUACCUGGGCAACCCCAGCUUGAUCCACGCGCAGAGCAUCCUGGCCAUCUGGGCGUGCCAGGUGAUCCUCAUGGGUGCCGUCGAGGGGUACCGCGUGGCCGGGGGGCCGCUGGGCGAGGUGACCGAUCCGCUCUACCCCGGCGGCAGCUUCGACCCGCUGGGGCUGGCCGACGAUCCGGAGGCGUUCGCAGAAUUGAAGGUGAAGGAGAUCAAGAACGGCCGGCUGGCGAUGUUCUCCAUGUUCGGGUUCUUCGUGCAGGCCAUCGUGACUGGCAAGGGCCCGAUCGAGAACCUCGCCGACCACCUCGCCGACCCCGUCAACAACAACGCCUGGGCCUACGCCACCAACUUCGUCCCCGGCAAGUGAUCACUCCGGCGAGCUCUAGUAUGAGUGCUGCAUGCAGUUGAUUCGAUUCGAUCCGAUCCCGGUGCAGGUCUAUAUAUGGAUGAUGUGUCUGUUCGUUAAUUGUCGGUGCAUGUACAAUUGGAGGAUUCGGAGAGUGGCGCGUGUUUGAGAUCGAUGGUGUGGUUGGUUUAUCUUGUACAAUGAUAGAUCAUGUACAUUAAUUAAAUUGAUGCGAAUUAAGAUUCGGAUUUGCAUGUUUAAAUCUAAA
Molecule: messenger RNA, 1146 nt
Organism: Ananas comosus (pineapple)
Lineage: Eukaryota; Viridiplantae; Streptophyta; Magnoliopsida; Poales; Bromeliaceae
Product: chlorophyll a-b binding protein of LHCII type 1-like
Exons: 2
Coding region: 87-899 (270 amino acids)
Biological process (GO): photosynthesis, light harvesting in photosystem I; response to light stimulus
Cellular component (GO): chloroplast envelope; plastoglobule; chloroplast thylakoid membrane
Source: RefSeq, a predicted model, not a curated record